Molecule: messenger RNA, 1516 nt
Organism: Anneissia japonica
Lineage: Eukaryota; Metazoa; Echinodermata; Crinoidea; Comatulida; Comatulidae
Product: zinc finger CCHC domain-containing protein 8-like
Exons: 2
Coding region: 35-1045 (336 amino acids)
Source: RefSeq, a predicted model, not a curated record
UAUAUUUGGAUUCUAGGAGUGCGAGAGGUUUGGUAUGCCCCCUAUUCAGCCAAAAGAUCGUAUCGAGGCUUUUACAAAACGCUUGCCAAAAUCAGCUGAUCGCAAACACACAUCUAAAAGAAGAAAAAACUUCACUGAUGAUGACACAACAGAGGAAAUUAAAAAGCGAAGAAUAGAAAAUAGGCUAGAUGAGAGUAUGGACACCAGUGUUUCAGAUAGUGAUACUGAGAGGACUUCGACAAAAGCAGGUGAAAGUCCACUACAUGAUGAAAAUUUUAAGCCACCUUUACCUCUCACACCUGGCUAUCGAACACCCCCACCACUACCAACAUCUACACCACCUCCUACUCCCGGCAGAACACCACAAUCAGGACCCUGCAGUCCUCAAAUCCAAGAUGGAAACACGCCAGUGAUGAGUCGGACACCAAGUUGUGGAUCGUUAGACAGUGACGCCAACAAUAUUGGUACCUUUUCACCAUGCUCCGCAGCCAAUUCACAAGAGGGCAGCAGAACCGAGUCGCCAACUCUUGACGAUCUGGAACAACAACGCCUGAAUCUGCUGUCAGCUUUUGAGGAUGGGGACACGGAGGGUACGUCAGAUACGGGUGAGAUGAUUACCGUUAAUGGCGAACUCUUCACCGUAACCGAUUGUGAGAAUGGAUCAAAUGAAGUACAGUCAGCCAAUCAAGAUGAAGAUUCUCAGUCAGGUGAUGGGGAUUCUACCAAUAAAACAAAAGGUUACCAUGAGGACAGUAGUGAAGAGGUGCAAGUUCCCCUGAAAGACCCAGGCUACAGUUCCGAAAGGACUGAAAAUGAAGGAUACGAGAGUGGUGAAUUGGAAGAAAAGACUGAGGAUAAGACUGAAGGGACGACAAAGUUCCUGGUAAAAGAUGACUUGACACCAAAUAAAUCUGGUGUCCCCCACUGGAGCAAAUUUUCCAAAGACAUCUCACCACAUCCUCCUAACGAGAACCUAAUGGAAUCAAAGGGGGUUUUCAAGAGAAUUUGUAGCAUACUUAAGAAGACAAUUAAGAAAGAUUCUUAAAAAGAAAAAUGUUUAAGGUAGGUAGGAAAAAACUAGCAUGAUGUUUCUCAUGAAAUGAAGUAUUGAAAAUAUUAUAUUUUUAUACACUGAUUAAGACUAAGACAAAAAAAAACUCUUGUGAAACUCCUAAACUCGAGCUUACAGUAUAUUUUAGGCUUGUAAGUUAUAAAUGGAUUACAUACAUUACACAAUCAGACUUUCACACAUAACUGUUUUUAUUACACAUUUUAACAAUGUACACUUUUUUAUUGUUGAUAUAUUUGUAACCUAAUGCUCUAGGAAAUUGUGCAUUCUUCUAAAAAGAAGAUAUUUGGCAAGAACUUUAAACUGUACCUGGUAUGUAAAAAUGUAACAUAAUUUCAAUAAUUAACCAAUUUCUUUUAUGUCUGUUACUGAACAUUUUUAAAAUUUUACCAAGAAUUGAUGUAAAGUUUGUAUAUAAGCAUAAUAAAGAUUUGUUAAUGUUACUUA